UCUGGAAAAGUCCAGUUAUUUGCGGCUUUAAGCUAAAAGAGAUAGAAACCGAUUGGAUUCCUGAGAAAGCAGAUCGUAUGUGUAAUCAUUCAUGCUCCAUAUCCACGGUGCCACUUACUGAAUGGCCGACGUUCCAGCUUUCCAAAGUACUUUUUAAACUCGAAAUAAACAAAAACAAUAGUAUUUUAUUUCAAACAAAGCCAAAUUGCAAACAGGUGAUUGAAGUUGAUAUGAAGAGAAUCAAAAUGGAAACAACAUGUAGAAAUAACAAGCAUUCAGUAUUUGGUACUUUUGUUGAUAUUUGCACAUCAGCAGAGGAAUGUGGCGGUCAGAAAGUUUGUAGGUUAACAGGCAAACUUGGAUUUGGUGUGUGUGAAGCUCCAGACUCAUCAAGGACAUCACCAGCAGAUGUCACAGAGACCAUUAUUGGUAACAAAUUGGAAACAUGUGAAAUAUUUCAGUUACGAUAUAGUAGAAUGUAGCUAUAGAUGUAUACCUUACUUCCGAUUGUUUUAUCAAAUCAUCAUAUUUUUUAAAUCCAUUGAAAAAUAUUGGUAAGGAAGUCACGCAC
Saccostrea cuccullata (small rock oyster) is the source of this 571-nucleotide messenger RNA. RefSeq lists its product as uncharacterized. The coding region runs from base 78 to 482 and encodes 134 amino acids. NCBI's taxonomy places the organism in Eukaryota, Metazoa, Mollusca, Bivalvia, Ostreida, Ostreidae. The record is from RefSeq and is a predicted model, not a curated record. The transcript is spliced from 4 exons.